Molecule: messenger RNA, 1809 nt
Organism: Neolamprologus brichardi
Lineage: Eukaryota; Metazoa; Chordata; Actinopteri; Cichliformes; Cichlidae
Source: RefSeq, a predicted model, not a curated record
AGAGAAGAUACUUUAACGUGCUCUGUCAUGCAUGUCACCAAAAGUUUAUACACAAUGCAGAAGUAAAGCAUUGAAUUGUGCACUGGAGUUGAUUCAAGAAGUCUGUCCUUUCAGCACAUGGUCUGUUAAUAAGGCACAUAUUGCCUAAUCCUGUGCACAUAUUGCCUAAUCCUGUGCACAUCUAACUAUAAAACAAGUCCUUUGGUAAAUGAUUCUGCUCACAUCAAGCCGAGAAGGAAGAAAAGACUCAGCUCACCUCCUCCACACUUCUGUUGGUCUGAACAAAGUAAAGAGGGUUACAGUAAUAUCUGCGUAGCAGGACAUCAAACAAACAUGUGGAACAUGACGCAGUUAGAGUAUGGAACCCUGGCAAGACGAGCAAACCAGAUCAAGGACGAGCUCAGACAGGGAGUGAGAAGACCCUACAAAGAAGUGAUCGAUGUCUUCCAGGGUGAUUUACACAAGGCAGGAAUGAAACCUCUGACAUUUGUCAGACAGGUUCUUGCAGCGUGUGUUUACCCGCCGCUUAUCAACAGCAGCAAUCUGCCACUUGAUGCAAGACAGAGGACCCAGGAGGAGCUGGGGAGAUGUGUUGGAGGGAGUGUAGGUGAGGGCAACGGAGUGAGAAGACCCUACAAAGAAGUGAUCGAUGUCUUCCAGGGUGAUUUACACAAGGCAGGAAUGAAACCUCUGACAUUUGUCAGACAGGUUCUUGCAGCGUGUGUUUACCCGCCGCUUAUCAACAGCAGCAAUCUGCCACUUGAUGUAAGACAGAGGACCCAGGAGGAGCUGCGAAGAUGUGUUGGAGGGAGUAACAUUCUCAAUGUCUUAGUGAACCGUGAGGCUUCACCAAGAACAGGUGUGUUGAUUCCAGUGCCAUGCCACAACAAAACCGUGUUGUCCAUAAUGCAGUUGGGUGCAGUCGCCGUCCCUUAUUACCUGAGUGAGGAGCAGGGAUGGGCGCUGCAGGUGGAAGAGCUGCAGCGAGCGCUCGAAUCUGCAAAGGGAGUCUGUAAUCCUGUGGCUCUGUACAUCAUCAACCCCGGAAAUCCAGCAGGUUAUGUUCAGAGCCAAAAAUCAGUGCAAGAGGUGAUCCGGUUUGCUUGGGAAAAGAGGCUCUUUCUUCUGGUUGAUGAGGUCUAUCAGGACUGUGUUUAUGGGGAAAACUGUGAGUUUGUCUCCUACAAAAGGACUUUGAGCGAGAUGGGGCCUCCUUUCUCAGGAACAGUGGAGCUGGCGUCCUUUCACUCAGUGUCCAAAAGCUUCUCGGGAGAGUGUGGUCUCCGUGCUGGAUAUGUCGAGCUGGUAAAUCUGGAUCCUGCUGUCAUGAAAUACAUCCACACACUGUUCUCCAAAGAUUCUUGUGAAACAGUUUUAGGUCAGAUUGCCCUGGAUCUGAUGAUGGACCCUCCAAAGCCAGGAGACCCCUCGUACCUGCUCUAUAAACAGGAAAUUGAGCAGAUCAGGACUGUGCUGGUUCAUAACGUGAAGAGAGUCCACGAGGUUGUCAACAGCCUACCGGGAUUCAGCUGCUCACCCAUUGAAGGAGGAUUGUUUGCGUUCCCCAGACUGCACCUCACACCAAAAGCUAUUCAGAAAGCCAAGGAAUUAGGACUGCAGCCAGACACAUUCUACUGUACGAGACUGCUAGAAGAAGGUGGAGUGUUUACCGGUCCUGGUUGGGAGUACGGACAAAAGGAGGGCACCUACCACAUCAGAUUUUGCAUUGCGGUCCCUCAGGACGUCAUGGAGGAAUUACUGAGACGCCUGAGCAGCUUCCACAUGACAUUUAUGAAGGAUUUUUCUUAA